Pelagomonas calceolata is the source of this 1815-nucleotide messenger RNA. Lineage: Eukaryota; Pelagophyceae; Pelagomonadales; Pelagomonadaceae. The record is from the annotation of a GenBank genome assembly.
GUUGCAUUCUCCGGGAGCGGCAACAUGAGGACGGUCACCGCGCUCUGCCUCGGCACGGCGUCUGCCUUCAUGGCGACGAGCGCCCACAAGCCCAAGCUCGCGGCGCGCAAGGCGACGGAGACCCUGCCCGAGGGCGAGUUCGAGUACCGCGUGGCUAUUCUUGGUGAUCUCCACGUGCACAGCGGCGUUGUUAUUCAUACGUUGUUUAUUACCGAAAGAUGCGACGCGGGAGAGCGUUUCCGAACAGCCCAAAGAGACGGCGCCGCCGCGCGCGACGCGAGCCGCACCGACGCCGGAACACGCGUCAUAACCGCGCAGGUCGACCCGAGAGACCUGGACCACACCAUGGAAGGAAGGGAACACAUGAAGGCGCACAACCCCGACUUCGUCGUCUCUCUAGGUGAUUUGGGAGAGUCCAAGGACUGCACGGAGUCGAAGCAGUUGUACGCGGGCACGACGCCGUGCUUCAAAUUAGUCAGGGACUACUUCGACGGCUUCGGCGUCCCGUUCGACGUCGUCGGCGGCAACCACGACCUCGAGGGCAUCGACGAGUUCAACACCGACGCCGAGAACCUGGAGGCCUACCUCCAUCACUUGGGCAAGGACACGCCGCAGUUCUGCCACGAGAUCGCCCCCAAGACGCUGCUAGUCGGUCUCGGGUCGACCAAAUUCCGCGACGCGACCUACACGUCCCACGAGGUCUUCGUCGACGCCGAGCAGGUCAAGUGGUUCGAGGAGCUCGUGGCCUCGAAGCCGGCCGAGGAGGGCUGGUCCAUUUUUUGCUUCUCCCACGCGCCGAUCAUCGGCAGCGGCGUCCGCGUCCUGCAGGAGAACCACGUGGUCAACGGCUGCUGCUGGCUGAACCACAACGGCGGGCCCGGCGCGGCCCCGCAGAACUUCAUCGACAUCGUGCGCAGAAGCCCGCAGAUCAAGGGCUGGUUCAACGGCCACUUCCACCUGUCGCACGACUACGAGGACUCGAUCACGUUCCCGGGCGGCAACAACCGCGGGUCGUGCGUCUUCGCCCAGACGGGCUGCAUGACGGCUCGCUCGUCCCGAGACGGGCGGCGCCACUCGCGCUUCAUCCGGGGCAACGAGCACGGCUUCGAGAUCUGCACCGUCGACCACUCGAAGGGCGGCGUGUUGCGACUCGACGCGACCGUGACCUACGCGGACGAGUGCGCCGCGGACGGCGAAGCGUGCUCGACCCUCGUCUUCGCGCACGACCACGAGGACUACGACCACGACCUCUGGUUCCAGGCCUACGUGCCCCAGGAGGGCGACGGCUGCUACAUCGAGAACCCCGACGGCGUUAUUAACAUGCCCGGUUCGGAGCUCGACGAUUUGUCGGACCCCAACGCCGUGUGCUGGUGGCACAUGAAGGACGGCGCCGUGCUCGGCGUGCACAACGGCAUGAUCAUCGAGUACGACGAGUCGACGCUCGCGCCGCUGGGCAUGGUCGUGUCGCGCGACGAGCUGCAGGGGCGCCGCGUCGCCGUCGUCGACAACGGCUACGGCGGCUCGACCUGCCUCCUGUAUGAUGACGAGAACAACUCGGAAGUCACCGUCGUGCAGCCGAACGAGGACGGCACGUACUGGCGCAAGGUCGUGCGGAACAAGAUGUACCGCACGCGCGAAAAACGCAACGUCGACGCGGCGAAGAAGUUCAUCCAGAAGGUGCUGCCCGACCAGGACCACGACGUCAUGUCGUCCUACGGUCCCUACAUCUCCACCGUGGGCCAGGUCAUGGGCGUGUCCACGAAGGCGUUACCGUUCAAGGCCGAGGACACGACGAAGCUUACCAAGAGCCGCUAG